Ahaetulla prasina is the source of this 5605-nucleotide messenger RNA. RefSeq names its product SH2B adaptor protein 1 (gene SH2B1). The record is from RefSeq and is a predicted model, not a curated record. The transcript has 9 exons. Gene Ontology annotation, cellular component: plasma membrane. NCBI's taxonomy places the organism in Eukaryota, Metazoa, Chordata, Lepidosauria, Squamata, Colubridae. Gene Ontology annotation, biological process: intracellular signal transduction. Gene Ontology annotation, molecular function: transmembrane receptor protein tyrosine kinase adaptor activity. The coding region runs from base 289 to 2265 and encodes 658 amino acids.
UGGUUAAAGCUCGUUGUUUUCAUCGCUUCGGCCUUUUCUUCCUCCGAGUUGAUGACGAAGACGGAAAUGAAAACAGGAAAACAAUUGACACCGACGACAAAACAAACAAACAAACAAACAAACCCGGAAGCGGAAAUAGUGCAAGAAAGCCAGGGAGAGUGAGAGAGGGGGACAGACAAACCCUUUCUCUUGGAAGGAACCCAAGGCCGGGAUGGUCACAAAACCACUGAUAAUAGCAACUCAAUCUUGGCACUGGAUGUAUUGUUACCUAGCCCCACCUGGGUGAUCAUGAACGGAAGCACAGUGCCAUUGUCACCAGUUGGGGGAGGGAUGGUGGGAGAACCUGCCUCUCUCCCCUCCUUGGGUUGGCGGGAAUUCUGUGAAGUCCAUGCUCGCGCUGCCGCAGUUGAUUUUGCCCGUCGUUUCCGGACUUUCCUUGGCGAGAACCCCCAAUUUGCCACCCCAGGAGCUGAAGCUGCUUUCUCACACCGCUUUGCAGAGCACUUCCUGGAACAUUUUGAGGCUGAAGUGAGCAGGGCUUACACCAGUGACUCGCCACCCCGCUGUGACAUUGCCCCUUUCACUGGUUGUUCUUCUGCACGGGACCUCUCUGAGACCUGCAGUGACUCCUCGGUGGCUUCCCCUGUUGAGCCUCCAUUGGGCCCACCCUCUGGCCUCUCUAGCAGCCAGUCCCGCAGCUCUGAAGAUGUUUCUACUGUGGCAGCCGUUACUGCUACGAAGCCAAAGCUGAAGAAGCGCUUUUCUUUGCGCAAUGUUAGCCGCAGUGUCCGAGGUAGUGUACGUGGCAUUCUGCAGUGGAAGACUUCAGCUGAAUCAUCCUCUGGUGGUGGAGACGGGACACCCACUGGAGCCAACAGUAAUUCCAAUUCUUCAGGGGGUGGUGACUCAGAGCGUUGGACUCACCGAUUUGAACGUCUUCGGCUCAACAAAGCCUCUCCAGCCACUCUCCGAGUUGAACUAGCUAGUGUGCGCCGGGAAGGCCUACUGAACUACAUUGUGGCUGAUGAUGGUUCAGGCGGGGGCAGUAGAACACGCUGGCAGAAAUGCCGUCUUCUCCUGCGCAAAGCAGGGAAGGGAGAAGGGGAGGGUUACCUGUUGGAGUUCUACAUCCCACCAAAGGCAGCAAAGCCACGGGUCAGCAUUGCUUGUUCCUGUGUAAUGGAUGUACGGACAACAACUCCACUGGAGAUGCCAGACAAAGAGAACACUUUUGUGCUGAAGCUGUCAAGUUCCUUGGAGUACAUCCUUGAAACUGUUGACUCACUGCAGAUGCGAUCAUGGUUGGCUGACAUUCAGGAAUGCAUGGGCCUGGGAGAAAGUACUGAUAGCCUGGAGCAGCCAUGCAUGAACCACUCUGAUAGCAUGCCCAGCCGGGAACUUCCCAUGGUGCCCAGUGAGAGCAAUGAACAGCUCAGCCAAGGUGCCUAUGGUGGACUGAUGGAACGGCCCUCGGUCUCCAUGUCUCCCAGCUCAGUCUCUAUUGCUGCCUCACACUUUGAUUCAAUGGAGCUGCCUCCUCCUCCUCAGCUGCUGCCUCGGGUGCCAGUCAAUGAAGGGCAAUUUUCUACUGGCUUCCUCCAUACAACUUUCCCUGAAACCCCUGAAACCACAGGUUCCUUCCUCUUUCAAGGGGAACCUGACCCAGGCGGAGGUAGUCUUGGUGACACUGAACACCCACUCUCUGAAUAUCCAUGGUUCCAUGGCACCCUGUCUCGUCUCAAGGCCGCCCAGCUGGUGUUGGCAGGAGGUGCAAACAGCCAUGGUGUCUUCUUAGUGCGUCAAAGUGAGACACGGCGAGGUGAAUAUGUCCUGACCUUCAAUUUUCAGGGAAAAGCCAAGCAUCUGCGCCUCUCCCUGAAUGAAGAAGGGCAGUGCCGUGUUCAGCAUCUCUGGUUCCAGACUAUAUUUGACAUGCUGGAGCACUUCCGGGUCCACCCCAUCCCCCUCGAAUCAGGGGGCUCCAGUGAUGUGACGCUUGUCAGCUAUGUGGUUGCUUCACAAAGGCUGCAUGAGCCGAACAUCUCUCGUAACCUGCCACUGCCACCUCCUCUUCCUCCAGCCCGGCCACCUCAUGCUCCUCUGGACCAUGGAUUGCCGGAGUCUAAAGGGCAGACUGAAGAGGAAGCACAGAUGGAGCCAGAGGUGGACGAGGGAGCAUCUGUGAGAGUCGGGGGAUCCCUUCCUCUGCCAGAGGAGUCAGAAGGGAGAGCCAGGGCUGUGAACAAUCAGUACUCAUUUGUUUGAAUCCAGUGGUAAUGCGGGGGGAAAAAAGGGAACAAGCCCUUUUACUCUAACCAUUACUAGAUGGAAGAUCUGAUGCUGACCAUAGGUACCAUUGAUGGGUUUGAACACCCAACAGACUUCUAGACUUUCCUUGUGAAAUCUUUGAGGUGGGGUUGGACGUCAUCCCCUCAGUUUUUCCUGCCCCUUUUCCCUGGGUAUGGAGCAAGCCUCACUUUUGCUUAUCCCCUUUCCCCACCCAAUCUAGGUACAUGACCCUCUUGGGGUUCUUGCUAUCAGCUUUCAACCCCUUAGUCUGCACUACUUUGGUCCUGUUUGGGUUGUUGAGAAAUUGAUCUGUCAUUUCCCUGUUUCCUCCUCUUCCUCCUCAUACCCCUUCCCUUUCUUCAAGCCUCUGCAGUUGGAUAGUCCACAAGAAACACUACCUGGAGGAAAUGGGAGUGGUUGUAACUCCAGGAUAAAUGUUGACUUCCAUCAUUUGUACCCCUGCCUUUCAUGGUGAAUGUAUGGAGUUUCUGAAUGUAAAUCCUUUCCCCUUGAAGUUUCCUCUUGUGGGGGAAAGUUGGCUGCUUUUUUCCCCAAUUCGAAUAUAUAUUUAUAUUCUUUUUUCCUGCUUUCUUCCCCUCCAAAUCAUGGGAACUGGUCACUUAUUAAACAGUCUACAUCCCAGGGAAUUGCAUCAUGCUAUGAAAUACUUUGGGAAGACUGUUCCCUUCUUCUUAUUCCCACUGCUCCCCUCCUUCUCUUCUUCUUUUAAGAUUUAUUUUUCUACUGUGGACUAGUUGGACUGCUCAGGCCCCCCUGCCUUUUCAAUUUUUUUCUCUCCCUUUUUUAAUUAUUCUGGGAUACAGUUCUGUGUUUUGUUUAUGGGGGGAGUUUGUAUAAAAAAAAAUAAAGGAAACAUCAUUUUACCUUUUUAAAGUGAACUUUUUAAAGAAAAAUAUAGUAAGUAAAAUUAAUAAAAACUGAAAGGCGGGCGGGGUGAGCAGCUUGUUUAUUUUGGGGUAAAAUGAAUAUUUUGUCAGGUUUCCUUUUGAACUAAUUUUCCUGCCUUGAUUGGUAAAUAUGGAAUCAAGUGAAGAUAUUACUUUACAUUUACAGUAGUCGCUUAAAGACGUAAUUGGGGACAGCAACUCUGCCACUAAACAAAGUGAUCCCUAAGUGGGGUAACCACAAACUCACAUCACUACAGUUGCUUUUCAGCCAGAAAGGAUCAAGAUGAGUCAGUUUCAUAUCUUUGAUUAGGGUUUGGUUUGGUUUGUUUGCCUCCUAAGCAGUCCCCAAAUGCUGGAGUGCUAUUUUAUUGUUUUGAAAGUAAUGUGAUUUCAUCACAGUCCAGGUUUUGAAUGCUGCAGAUGUUUUGUGCAAACAGCUUACAGUGUUUUCUUGAUAUCUGUUUCUCUCCAGUCUCUGCUUUGAUGGGGGGGAGGAAUGAAAAAAAGCAAGUGAUUUCUGCAUGCAAUCUCUCCUUUGUCUGACCCUUUCCUGCUGCCGGGCUAUCGAUAUGUGGAAGAACAAACUGAUAUUUCCUUUUUGAAAUCUUUUCCUCUCCAAUCUCCCCUGCAGAGGUUGGAGAAAGGGUCAGACAAGAGAGAGAUUAUGAUCACAUUGCUUUCGAUCUGUAGAAAAAGAAACAGCUUACUCCCUUGAAACCCCUCUCCAAUUUCUCUUUUCUGUAAGGGGGGAAAAUACAAUACAAUUCUUUUUGACUCUAACGGUGAUCAUUUCGCUGAAGGACACUGCAUAGGUCAUAAACAGUUGUACAUGAGCUAUAAAAUUAUUUUUCCAGCACCCUUGUGCAGUAUGUUUGUACAGUUGCUGGAUGAAUGAUCACUAAGCAAGGAUUACCUAUAUAAUGCUUGAUAAUCAUCAGGCUUCAUAUAUAAGCCUCCUCUUAGUCCCAUAUUGAUUGUUGAUUGCUUAAUGGAGAUUUCUCUGAUUUUUCUCCGUAACAGUUUUAAAGUGUUUUGCGUUGACUCUUCUCAAUCUGCAGCGAUUGAAUGAAGGAAUAGGGUACAUCUGAAAAGAUUCUACCUUGGGUGAAAAAUACUCCUGAAAUAUGUCCCUCCUUUUAAAAAAAUGGGGGAGUAGGAAGUGGCUGAAUUCACACAAAGUGCCAAAUUAAAAUAAUAAAUAGCAUUGUGGCUUAGUCUGGAAGUUGAGCCAUGGCAACUGGAUUUAUUUUCCUUUGUUUGGUUGAGAUGUUUCGCUGCCCAUCCAAGCAGCUGCUUCUGUAUGAGCUGAGGGGAAUCUGAGUAGGCAGAGAGUCAUUGGAAUGUACCAACUCCUAAAAUGCUUAGGGCUACUCCUGUGCCAAAUUCAGUUUUUUUCCCCCAGAGUGUGUGGCAAUACAUCGAUGAAGAUUCUCAGUCAUCCAGGUAGAAUUGGGGUUCUACCCUUAUGGCUUCUUCCUUACAGUGCACAGCAGUUUUAUCUGAAUGACACAGAAUCAUCAUCGGUAUAUUGCCAUACACCUUGGUGAAGAAAUCUGAGGUUGGCGCAGGAAUAGCCCUAAGAAUUUUAGUAGUUGGUACAUUCCAACUCUGCCUACUCAGAUUCCCCUAACUAACUUGCUCAGCCUGAAGAAGCUGCUUGGAUGGGCAGUGAAACAUCUCAAAAAAUAAGAAAAUAAGUUCAGUUGCCGUGACUUAAUUUCCAGACAAUCCUAGUACAUGACUGAGAAUCUUCAUCAACAUCUCAUAGCUUAGUGCAUUGUGUGAACUCAGUCAUCAGUUUUGGGGACUGUGUGCAAGAUGGACUACCUUGGAGAUGGGCUCAAGUAGUGUUGGUGUGUGACAAAUUUAAUGAAUGGUGUGUGUAUGUGUGUGUGUGUGUGUAGGGAGCAGAAUUCAGAAGUUGCUAUUAAUAAUUAUCUUGAAGUAAGAUGGUAUCUGCUUGGAAGCAAGGGGUUGGCAUAAAAGGAACAGUAAAAAAAUAUGAAUGGAGCCCAGUUGGAUGAGAAAAUGAACCUUUGAAAAGCUGACCAUGAAAAUAGUACAGUAACAUAAUUGUCUCUAGCUUUGUGCUUUCCUGAUGUGUUUCCUUGAAGCUUUCAGGAUUCCUACCCUACUUUUUGUUGACCAGUACUUUCAAAGUUGCAAUUCCAGAAAGUGCCAGGUUGAAGAUGGCAACUCCACAGAUGCUGUUAGAAUUUGUGAGCUGUCCAGACGAAUCUUUCUUCCCAGUAUCUAAAGGCUGCUUCUGCUAGAUUCUAUUUUUGUUGCUUUUAAAAUAGUUCUACUUUGUGUUCCAUGAAUUUUCAAGAAAGCAUUCAGAUUUCCAAAAGCUAAUUAAAAUACCAUGUUGUAAAUUUAAUAAAGCAACUUUUAAUUAAAAAAGGAAA